AUGACCCGCUUACCAUAUCAUGGCCUGAUCGCAACUUUAUUGGUGGCCUCGCACGCCGCCGCCGCUCUUGACAUCCUCUCCUCAGGGGCAGAAGGGUCGUUCACCUUCUCUCUAACUGGCCCAGCCAACUACUCGGUACAGACAGAGGACUUCUCAACGGGAAUCUAUUAUGUGCCGCCGAUCAAUCAAUCUAGGCCUGUGGCCGAGUAUGCGCCAUCUGCUUUGAGCCAUCUCGUGGAGGCAGAGGCCUACAUCCCCUUCACCGUCUUUGUGACCAAUGCCAGUGUCGUGACCGGAGGAGUUCUCCGUGAGCUGGUGGCAGGGUACUCGGAAGACGAUGUCUUUACAUCCGACUUCUUGGAAGGGAUUGAGAUCAUAACGACUGCCGACAAUGCGACCUGGGACCAAUCGGCUACGGAUUACCUGGAGACUCUGGGACCGAUGCUGCUCCUCCUUCCGUCCACUGUGACCCCCAAAAACCUCAACGACUCGUCGUCUUCGUCAUUCACGACGGUCACCGUGCGCCCGAGGGUCGGCGUCACCCCUCCUGGACCAUACCUCGCAACUCUCACGCCCUCCGGCGCUUUGACGCUGCGCAAAGUCUACGGCAUGUUUUCUGACUACCAGGAGAGCUUCCUCAGUGGCGUCACCGAGAACGACGACGGCUCUUAUUCUUCGGUCAUGUUCUGGAAUACAGUGCAGUACGCGCCGCUGAUCCCCUUCCCUUCGAAGCUGUACUCGUCCCUGAUGGACCCGGAACGAUACCCUCUUGCCGGAAUGAGAUUCAGUCUGAAAGACCUCAUGCCCGUCCGAGGCAUCGUCCUCACUGGCGGCAGUCGUGCGUACGCCAAAUUGUAUGAUGCCCCAGCCAACGAGACCGCUCCGGCCAUCAAAAGGCUUCUCGACCUCGGCGCCGUCCUGGUGGGCAUGGCGAAGCUAUCGACCUUUGCCUAUGGCUCGUGGCCCUAUCAAAACAUGGAUUAUUCGUACUCCUGGAACAUCCGUGCGGAUGGCUGGCUGGGUCUUUCUGCAUCGAGUUUCGGCUCGGCCGCUGGCAUCGCUGCAUAUGAUCAGCUCGAUUUCUCGGUAGGGAGCGACACCACCGGAAGUGUACGGAACCCUGCCGACCGGGUCGGUGUUUAUGGCAUUCGACCAUCAUGGGGAGCCAUCGAUUUGACAAAAGUCAUCCCCAGCGCCACGUCCAUGGACACCCUGGGCGUGCUCGCCCGAUCUCCCAUGAUAUUGACCAAGGUCUUGGGAGCGUGGGAAGCUGUCGAAGACGGCCCACUGGAGAAAGGCAACUUCACUUUUCCCAAGAAAAUCAUCUUCCCGUCGGAAUUCUUCCCCGUCAACAACUCGGUCGCCCAGGAUGUCAUCGACACCUGGCUGGCGAACAUGACCGCAGCCUUGGGCAUGGAGAUCGAGCAACAGAACGUGACGACGCUCUUCCACGAGACGAUCAACCAGAAUGACACGCUCGCAACCUACACCUCGGAUUUUGGUUCCCUGACACGCUACGACAACUGGAACCUCUUCGGCGAGCAAUUCGUGGCGGACUAUCGGGAGCGCUUCGACAACCGCACCCCGGCGGCCGACAACCAAGUGCUCAUCGCCUGGCGGCAGGCCCGCACGUACCCAGACUACCGCAAGAAUUGGAACGAGGAUCGCAUGGCGACGUUCGGCAACUUUGUCAACGAAAAGGUCAUCCCGUACAACAACGAGACCUGCACCGAAGGCUUCUGGAUGUACCACAUUUCCGACACGGGAGGUGGUGUCCCCGAGUACCGCGACGUGUUGAACUACGACUACUUCCCACCCUUCCGCCCCAUGCGCGCCGCCUCGAUAGCCCCCUAUGCCAAGCUGGUGGAUGUGACGGUGCCUAUUGGCACCAUUACCUACGACAGUCUAAUAUCUCUGCGUGAGGAAGAACUCGUCAUCACUUUGAACUUUGUCGCCCACCGUGGCUGCGACGCCGUCCUUUUCCAGUUCUUGAACGCCUGCGAGGCCAAGGGGUUCUGCAAGCCGGUCAAAACGGGCAUCACGGCCUGGUAG
This is a messenger RNA of Cladophialophora yegresii CBS 114405, 2052 nucleotides long. RefSeq lists its product as uncharacterized. NCBI's taxonomy places the organism in Eukaryota, Fungi, Ascomycota, Eurotiomycetes, Chaetothyriales, Herpotrichiellaceae. Bases 1 to 2052 code for a protein of 683 amino acids. The transcript has 6 exons. The record is from RefSeq and is a predicted model, not a curated record.